Messenger RNA from Xyrauchen texanus (razorback sucker), 3275 nucleotides. Its product is annotated as WAS/WASL-interacting protein family member 2-like. Bases 171 to 1478 code for a protein of 435 amino acids. The transcript has 8 exons. Lineage: Eukaryota; Metazoa; Chordata; Actinopteri; Cypriniformes; Catostomidae. The record is from RefSeq and is a predicted model, not a curated record. Gene Ontology annotation, molecular function: actin binding.
AAUUUCCGGGCCGAAGGGAGAGGAGCAAAUCAAGCGAUCGACGCUCAGGAUCAUGUAUGAGGGGAACCCGGUUUGCGAAAACAUCAGACGUUACGGAAAAAAAGUAACUGUCUUGAUGAAAUUUUAAGUGUGAAACAAACUUAACUGCGAAGACCGGACACAGGUCCAGGAUGCCAAUUCCUCCCCCUCCACCCCCUGGGGGACCCCCUCCUCCUCCCACCUUUAGCCAGGCAAAUAAUACCCCUCCCAAGCUGGCCCAGGAUGAAACAAAGGGCAGAGGGGCAUUGCUUUCUGAUAUAUGCAAAGGGGCCAAGUUGAAGAAAGUGGACGUUGUCAGUGAUAGGAGUGCACCUAUGAUUGAGAAGCCAAAAGGAAGUGGUGGAGGUGCGCCAAGUAGUGCCGGAGGUUCUGCGCCAGUGCAACCAGUAGGCGGGCUGUUUCAGGGUGGUGUCCCAAAAUUGCGACCUGUAGGAGAUGGUUCCGUCAGCAGAUCUGCACUUCAUCCACCUGGCACUCGUUCUGCUGCUCCUCGCCCACCUGGCGCCCGUGAUGAUCCUGACAGUCCCUCUCAGCAGAAUUCACCUCCAGAGUCCAGCCGUUCCCAGAGACCGUCCCUGCCUGAUCUCUCCCGGUCCCCCAGUGGAGGUAACAGCCCCUCUACCGGCAUGAAGCACAGUUCUUCUGCCCCCCCUCCUCCACCACCCAUGUCUCGACGUGGAAACGCUCCACCUGCUCCACCACAGAAGGCUGCGGCGGCCUCGUACAACCGAGAAAAGCCCCUUCCGCCAACUCCAGGCCAGAGAGGACCCUCGCCAGCACCUGUUCGUGAAAAUGCACCUCCUCCGCCAGUGAAACCACCUCCGUCUCCUGCGAGCAGCCGCUCCUCUUUGUCCUCCUCUUCCUCCCUGGCCCCACCUCCACCCUCUUACCAUCAGCAGUCGGGGGUUUCAAAUGGCCCCUCCAGUCCUAUAAACGAGGCGGCACCUGAGCUACCCCAGAGACAACACUCGCUCAGCAAGAAGCCCUCAGCAGGUGGACACACCCCGACGCGUGGGCAUGCUCCCCCUCCACCGCCAUCACCCACCCCACAAGCUGGAAGACCCCCCCCUCCAGCUCGAGAGCCGCCGGGACGAGGAGCAGCUCCUCCAGUUCCUGGACAGCCUUCUCGUAAUGGCCGGGAUGCUCCUCCGCCGCCACCUCCUUACAGAGGUAGCACCUCAGAUGUUCCCAGCCGAGGCAAGCCCCCUCCUCCCCCCUCCCGCACACCAGCCGGACCUCCACCCCCUCCCCCGCCCAUCCGCAAUGGACACACUUCCAUUUCCCGUUCCUUUGUAGAUGAUUUCGAGUCCAAGUAUUCUUUUCAUCCUCUGGAUGACUUUCCUCCUCCAGAAGAGUAUAGACACUUCACUAAGAUAUACCCAAGCAAAGCCAACAGAGUAAUGAGAGGAGCUCCUCCUUUACCACCUGUGGGGAGGUAAACACUGUGACCAGUCGCUCGUCCUGCAUCGGAGAUGAGGGUUCUUCAAGCAGACCCAUACGUUCAUAAACAGACAAUCUUAUGUGCACAACUUAACUCACAAAGCCUGCACCUUAUUAACAGCCAUUCCCCAUUUGGAUAACAUUCCUUUACAUGUCAAACUCAACUCUCCCAUUACCACUUUUUAUCUUUGUGGACAGAAGUGCGAGACUUCCAGGAAAGUGUUGCAUUCCACCAACAACAAUCGCCAAUUGUUUUUUGUUUGAUAUUUUAAGUACCUUUUUCCUAGGUAGCACUGCACAUUUAAUUUAAUGUGCAUUGAGAGCUAGCUGAGCGUAAUGUUGUCAAUCUGUAUGUAGGUAGCGGAAAGCACAUCCCUGUAAAAUGUCUUAACUAUCACGUCAGGCAACAUAAUUAAGGCAUCGCUCACCCAAAAAUGGAAAUUCUGUUGUCAUAGACUUUGUUUCUAUGACGACAGCCAAAGUCACCGAUCACUUUUAUUGCAUAAUUGUUCAGUACAAUUAAAUUGAAUGGCGACUGAGGCCAACUUUCUUGGUUUCCAAGGAAGAAAGAUUUGGAACAUUAUGGUGGUGAGUUAAUGAUAUCAUUUAAAUUUUAGUUUAAAUGUUUGGGGUUUUUUUCUCUUAAAACACUACUUCAUGUUAUGCACUGUGAAUGUUAAUUGACACUCAGAGUGUGUGAACUGAACUUUAAAAACAAACUACAUUAGAUGUCGUUUUGUUUCCCUUUUUCAGGGAACAGCCGUUACCUUUAAUUUCUCUCGGGGGGGUGGUUGGACUUCAUCACCCUCUCCAAAGGCAGAGAACAUUAAGCUUUGUGAACAGCUCCAGAAGUGCCAAGAUAAUGCUCUACCAUUACCCAAACAACAAUCCUUCCAUCAUAAUGAACGAUUAUUUGUUACAAAGAUAGCCCAUGAGUUGAACAGGUUUGGGGAAGUUCAGCAAUACUCCUCGCAUUUUGUUCCAUGUCCUUAUGUGCAAUGUGAAUGCUGGCUUUUGUGAUUGUUCCCUAUAAUUGCUCCCUGUUAAGUUACAGAUUGGCAAAGCUUCAUCCUAUUCAUAACAUCGGCUUCACUUUUGUGACCUGGUUUUAAGCAAAACCUCUACUUUACAUUUGUGACCUGGUUGAGAGGAAACCAUGUCCAUGUUCUGCCAUAUGGAUUGGUUUUGUAGGGCAGGAUGGCAUAUAAGACUGCAUUUGUAUCCUGAUGGAGAUUCACUGGAAUUUUAUCAACUGUUACUGAAACUUAUCUAUAGCUCAACGACUUGAACUAGUUUUAACACUAAUGUUUAUGUGACACUUUAUCACUUUGCUAAAUAAUUUGUCAAGUUCAAUGCAUGGUGCUUUUUGGGAGAGGCCUCCGUUGAAAACGUUGGGCAUAUUUGCAUGUAAAGUUACACACUGCUUCCUGUAUUACAUUCAUUCCAUGUUUUUUUAUUACACGUCUGCUUUUGAAUGGCAGGACCAUAACAAAGGCUUCUACAAUGGGUUCUUAGUCAAUGUAGUAUUGCUGCAGAAAUAUGGUUACUUUACCUUAACCAAUCAUAUCAAACCAGUUAUGUACAAUUAACUUCCUCCUCAUUCACUGUAGCACCAUCUGAAAAUGAGACUUUGAGGGAUAGACUUACCGUCUCUUGAAUGACAUGUACAGUAUAUCAAAAGCUAUCAAAAGCUCCACGUGUAAUUUUUCACAGCUCAUGUUGUCUGGAGUUUUUAUCUACAAAAAUUUAUUGGAAGGAUCUUUUUUUAAUGUUUCAUCAAUGGAAUGAUCCAUAAA